GCCGUCAGUCGCUGCCGAGACGCGGUCGAGACAACACAGUGCCGCUGCGCGCCACGCCGCGCCUCGCCGCGCCCGGGCGCAACACGUCGGCCCUAGCCGCCCAAACGCGAACGCUCGCGGCGCACUAUACCCGCCCGCUCUCUUCCUCUCUCGUGUGUGCGUGUGAGAGAGAGACAGAGAGAGAGAGAGGGCGUGACGACACAUUGCGGGCUCUGAACGCACCGUUUUACUCGUGCAAAAUGUCGGCCGGCGUUUGAAAGCCCCGCUGGAUCAAGCUGCAGGCGCGUUUCGAAGGGCCGCCUACAGGGCCAGGAGGACGACGGCCAUGACGGCGGCUGGGCGGCCGCCUGCCGGCUCCGUCGCUCCCCUAACGGCGACGGCGGCGUCCUCGAGGGCCGCGGGCCUGGCCCCACACCGCCGGCACCCGGAGCUGCCCUGAGGACCCCGUCAGUGCGGACGACGACGGCGACGGCGGCGCUCCUGCUGCUCAGGAUGCGGCUGGAUGAGGCGGGGGCGCCCGCGCCCGCCAGCUGGCCGUUGCACAGGGUGCUGGUGCUGCUCUUCGUGGCGGCGGGUGGCUGCACGGCGGUGACACCGGACCCCAAGACCUUGAGCAACAGCCUCAGCCCGCUGGAGGCCGCGGUGGGCAUCAUCUCCCCGGUGACGCCGUCCUGGCUGUCCGGCAGCUGGGGACCGUGGUCGCCGUGGAGCGCCUGCUCGCGCCCCUGCGGCACCGGGGUGGCGGUGCAGACGCGCGAGUGCAGCAGGCGCCGGGCGCGCGCCAGGGACGACAAGGACCGCGCCAAGAAGCGCCACAGGAAACGGAGCGACCGCGCAAAAAACGACGCGGACGUGGGCCCCAACAAGAAGAAGCACAAGAAGCAGCGCGUCUUCUCGACGCAGUGCGUCGGCCAGUACAAGCGGGUGCACGUCUGCAACGAGCAGGAGUGUUCGAACGGCGGCAGGGACUUCAGGGCGCAGCAGUGCGAAGCUUACAAUAAGAAGAACUUUUCCGGACAUUUCUACGAGUGGGAGCCUUUUUUAAGUGCGCCGGACCCGUGUCAGCUCAACUGUCGCGCCCGGGGCUACCGCUUCUACGCGACGCUGAACCAGACGGUGGUGGACGGCACCUCCUGCCGGCCGCAGCGGACGGACCCGGGCGGCCGCUGGCUCUGCGUCACCGGCAUCUGCCAGCGCGUGGGGUGCGACGGCGUGGUGGGGUCCAGCGCGCGCCUUGACGCGUGCGGCGUGUGCGCGGGAGACAACUCGACCUGCAGGACCGUCUCGGGCAUCUUCACAAGGCCGCAGCUGCCGCCGGGGCUCAACGUGGUGACGCUGCUGCCCCAGGGCGCCUGCAACCUCUCCAUCGCGCAGCUCAGGCCGUCCAGGAACCUGCUAAGCCUGCGCCGGCUGGGUGGUGGCCUGGUGCUGCACGGCGGCCGCGGGGCGUCCUGGUCCGGCAGGUACGAGGCGGGCGGCACCCGCUUCACGUACAGCCAGGCCGACCACCUGAGGGGCGUCGGCGAGACGCUCACGGCUCCGGGGCCGCUGUCCGAGCCCCUGGAACUCCUGCUGAUGUAUCAGCAGCCCAAUCAUGGCAUCAAAUACGAGUACGCGUUGCCGCUGUUGCGACGUGAGCUGGGAGCGGCGGGCGCGCCCCCCACUGCCCUGGCGCCACCCCUGCUGCCGCCCACCACCGCCGCGCCCAUGGACAACGAGGUCGGCGACGACGCCUUCGCCCUGGACACCCGGCCCUCUAUGGACUCGCCGGACGGCAGGGCGCAGCCGGGUCAGCGGUCCAAGGGACGGCGCUACGUGUGGAGGGUCACGGGGCUCACCGACUGCUCCAAGACAUGCGGUGGCGGUACGCAGCAAGCUGUCAUCCAGUGUGUCCGCGAGAACUCGCUGCUCCCCGUGUCGGAGAAGCGCUGCCAGGACCAGGACAAGCCCUCCUCGUACCCCGUGCGCUGCGGCACGCGGCCCUGCCCCGCCCAGUGGGUGGCUGGCGACUGGUCCGGCUGCUCGGUGACCUGCGGCUCGGGCACCCAGACGAGGGAGCAGAGCUGCCGGCAGGAGAUCUCCUCCAACCUGGCCGUGAGGGUGGCCGACGGCGCCUGCCUCAGCCCCAAGCCCGAGAUAGCCACGGUGCAGGUGUGCCGGCUGCCGGCGUGCAGCUCGUUGCACGCGCACCACCACCAGCACCACGGCCACCACCACCAGCACCACGUCGCGCACCCCCGGCCGCCGCCGCCGCCCCAGCUCGACCUGCAGCUGGAGAACGCGCCGGCGCCCGCCGCCCCCGCCCCGGCCGCGCCGGCGCCCGCGACGCCCGCCCCCGCCGCGAGCUGGUCGGUGGGGCCGUGGGGCCCAUGCGCGGCCGAGUGCGGGCGGGGCGUGCGCAGCCGCAGCGUGUCGUGCCCGUCGGGCGAGUGCCGCCCCGAGGAGGAGCCGCCCCGACAGGAGGCCUGCGACGCGGGGCCCUGCACCACCGCCGCCAUCGCGCACGUCUGGCUCGCCUCGGAGUGGUCCAGCCACUGCUCGGCCGAGUGCGGCACGGGCGUGCAGUCGCGCUCCGUCGUGUGCUCCGCGGGCCCCGGCACGGACCGGCCGCAGGCCGCGCUGAGCCCGGGCGCCGCCUGCGAGGCCCGCCUGCGGCCGCCGCACACGCGCGCCUGCUCCGCCGAGGCGGCCGCCUGCCGCGCCCAGUGGUUCGCGGCGCCCUGGGGGCCGUGCUCCGCCACGUGCGGCCAGGGCGUGCAGACCCGCGGCGUGGCCUGCGUGCUGUGGCAGCGCGGCCAGGGCCGCUACCAGGUGCAGGACGACGAGUACUGCGAGCCCCGCCAGCGCCCCGAGCUGCAGCAGCCGUGCGCGGAGCGCGCCUGCCCGCCGCACUGGUACGCCGGCGAGUGGAGCGAGUGCUCCCGCUCGUGCGGCACGGGCGCCCAGAAGAGGGAAGUCCGUUGCGUCGGUCCCGCGGGGCCGUCUACGGCGUGCGCGGAGGGUGCCAAGCUGCCAACGAGGAAGGCGUGCCUCCUGCAGGACUGCUCUGGACCCAGGGCCCCGAGCCACGACCCUGGCCACGCCCCGCCGAGCGCUGAUCAGGCUUCCCCACACUCUUUAGACGAACCUGCCGACUCCGGGGUUGUCUGCGAAGACCGUUUACGCAACUGCCACCUCGUGGUUCAGGCACGGCUCUGCAAGUAUUCGUAUUAUGGUACAUCCUGUUGCAAUUCAUGUCGACGGAAGGGCGAGUAGAGUUUAUGUGCGCUCCUGCCAUGGUGGUUUAGCUUAUCACUUUGCUGUAUCUGGUUUUGCGUGGGUUCUGUGCUACAAAUGCACUUACAAGAGAAGAUAUGCCACAUGCCCAACAAUUGAUUAUAACUCUUAUCGUUUAUAUUUGGAGUUUGUCAAUCGAUUUUGUUCCAUUUGAAGCGGAACAGAAUCCCAAUUAUACAGAAGCUGAGGAGAAAUCUAUCUCCCAGUACCAGUACCAAAAGUGGUGCUCAUUUCCAGGGCCAGAUAAUUUGAGUAUUAAGGUAUAAAAUUUAAUUCAGCCCCAGUUGUUCACUGGUUAUCCUGGUCAAAAUUUUGCCAAAUGAAACUCAUAAUAAGAGUGUAGUUCAGAAAAAAUGAUUUAAAGUUAUUGUGCUAAAAUGGAAAAGAGGGGAUGCGAUGUAACGUGUUUCUCAUGAUUUGACUGUAUUAGUAUGUAUAAAAGAAAUAAUUCCUAUAGCAAAUUAGUUGCUGCUGCUGCAGUUUUAAGUAUUGGCUGAACAUUUUAUUAUUAUAAUUUUACCGCAAGCAUUUUAUAAAUUUAUAAAGGUUGCUGUUAUGCAAAGCUGCAAAGAACUAAAAUCAAAAUUUUAAUAUGAGACAGGCAAUUUUCUAAUGGGUAUGCUGACACAAGAUUUGUCAUACCACCCACCUAUGAGAGAGAGUGUCUCAAGGUGAAGGACAUUUAAUAAUGCAGCUUGCAGCUUGUUUAGCACUGGCGAAGUUCUUGAGUUAAUGCUAAAUAAAUAUGUAGUUUAGAAUCUAAGUUAUUUUUUUUUGUUUUACUUACCUGCUGAUAGUUUAUAGAAUGAGUAAGUCUGAUUUGUACCCAUGGUAUAUUGUUGUUGCUGUUAGGUAAGACAUGAACUAUUUCCUAACAUUGCAUUUUAUCUGGUAUCCACAAAAUGUUGGUAUUUUUUGUAAGAGGAUUCUACUAAUAAUAAUUAGGUCAUCUCCACAAAUGAAUCCAAAGUGUUGCAUUAUUUUCAGUUUAUUGCCUUGUACUUAGAAAAUCUUAAAUUAAAUGUCAAAUGAAACACUA
Frankliniella occidentalis (western flower thrips) is the source of this 4315-nucleotide messenger RNA. Its product is annotated as thrombospondin type-1 domain-containing protein 4. The coding region runs from base 493 to 3255 and encodes 920 amino acids. The record is from RefSeq and is a predicted model, not a curated record. Gene Ontology annotation, molecular function: metalloendopeptidase activity. Lineage: Eukaryota; Metazoa; Arthropoda; Insecta; Thysanoptera; Thripidae. Gene Ontology annotation, biological process: extracellular matrix organization. The transcript has 13 exons. Gene Ontology annotation, cellular component: extracellular matrix.